AUGGCAGAACCCCAGAACAAGCCUCUGAAUGAGCUUUUGUCUCAUGACAUGGUCGACAUCUAUGUCGGUCAGGAAAACACCAAAUGGAUCUUGCACGAGAAGCUUCUGUGCUACCGCAGCAAGUUCUUUCGCAACAUCUUCCACAGCAAGGAGAACAAGAACCGCCAAUUUGGUCUUCCGGAUGAGGAGGAUGAGCCUUUCAGAAUCUUUGUCGGAUGGCUGUACAGUGGCCACACACCCACUCCUGAGUCAGAGAAAGAUUUGACACUUCUGCUGGAUCUAUACUUGAUGGCCGAAAAGUGGGAGAUCCGCGAUCUUACCCUGGAAGUGCUCAAGAGCGUCCGCAACUGGUACAAGGAGUCCGACACAUACCCUGCCCUCCGCCGCGUGCAAUACAUCUACGCCAACACCGACCUUGAAUCUCCCAUGCGCCAACUACUCAUCAGCAGUGUCGCAAGAAACCUCGUUACCAGCGACUCGGGCAUGCCGCCGCAAUGGGACAAGGCCCUCAGAAAGAAUGGCCAGCUCGCUGUCGACAUCAUCAUCGCCAUGCAGAAGUGGAACCUCGAGAAGGAGAGCAUCCCCGAUCCGAGACAGGACUCGGUCAAGCCUAUUCUGGAGGACGCUGAGCAGGCCAGAGCUCAGAAGAAAGAUGGACAGAAUGAGGACCAGACCAACGAGCAGAAUGGUCAGGAGAACGACGACGAAAAUAACGUUGACAACGAGAACGAGGCUGAAGAGGGUGCCGAAGACGGUGAGCAAGAGGAGGGCGAGGACAACGAGGAGGGUGAGGAAGAGAACGAGGAGCCCCAGGAGUAG
This is a messenger RNA of Aureobasidium uvarum, 819 nucleotides long. The record is from the annotation of a GenBank genome assembly. NCBI's taxonomy places the organism in Eukaryota, Fungi, Ascomycota, Dothideomycetes, Dothideales, Saccotheciaceae.